UUGCCGCUGGCCCGUGUGCUUCACGAGCUCGGGGCCGGACGCAGCCGAGCGGGGCAGCCGAUCAGGCCGGGAGUGGGUGCCGAGCUGCUGGUCGACGUGGGUCAGUGGCUGUACCGCGGUGAGCGCCGUCCGGAACCCGGAACCACUCCCACACUCCCGGUCGCCCGCUGUGACCUAGAAGCUUCAGGUCCAUGGUGCUACUGGCUCUAGGGCCCAAAGCUUGGCCCAGGCUCUCUCAGUUCAAACCUCGAGUCCUUCUUGGGAUCCCAGGAAGUGAAACUCUGUAUGUAAAGUCCCGACACUUGUCAGGGCAGGGCCAGCCCCAAGGCCCUGGGCUAAGAACUAGGCUGCUGAUCACUGCCCUGUUUGGGGCUGGGCUGGGCUGGGCCUGGCUGGCAGCAAGAGCUGAGAAGGAGCAGUGGCGCCAACAGCAACGGACCGAAGCCCUGCGCCAGGCUGCUGUGGGUCAGGGUGACUUCAGCCUACUGGACCACAAAGGCCAGCCUCGAUGCAAAGCUGACUUCCGAGGCCAGUGGGUACUGAUGUACUUUGGCUUCACUCACUGCCCUGAUAUCUGCCCCGAUGAGCUGGAAAAGCUGGUUAAGGUGGUACAGAAGCUGGAGGCAGAGCCUGAUCUGCCUCCGGUGCAGCCCGUCUUCAUCUCUGUGGACCCAGAGCGGGAUGACGUAGCAGCCAUGGCCCGGUAUGUGCAGGACUUCCACCCAAGGCUGCUGGGUCUGACGGGUUCUAAAGAACAGGUGGCCCAGGCUAGUCACAACUACCGUGUGUACUACAGCGCUGGUCCCAAGGACGAGGACCAGGACUAUAUUGUGGACCAUUCCAUUGCCAUUUACUUGCUCAACCCAGAUGGUCUCUUCACAGACUACUAUGGGCGGAGCAGGUCAGCAGAGCAGAUUGUAGAGAGUGUACGUAAGCACAUAGCUGCCUUCCGUAGCAUCCUGCCCUGAACUAUGCUACCUAGGCCCUGCCAAUAAAUGAAUGUACUUAAUCUA
This is a messenger RNA of Peromyscus californicus insignis, 1013 nucleotides long. It is a transcript of the gene Sco2, whose product is annotated as protein SCO2 homolog, mitochondrial. Lineage: Eukaryota; Metazoa; Chordata; Mammalia; Rodentia; Cricetidae. Gene Ontology annotation, cellular component: mitochondrial inner membrane. The record is from RefSeq and is a predicted model, not a curated record. The coding region runs from base 192 to 968 and encodes 258 amino acids. Gene Ontology annotation, molecular function: copper chaperone activity; copper ion binding. Gene Ontology annotation, biological process: intracellular copper ion homeostasis; mitochondrial respiratory chain complex IV assembly. The transcript is spliced from 2 exons.